AAUAAGUUUGUUUUGCUAGAAUUUUUACGUUGCAUUUUUUGUUUGAUGAGAAACGGAAAAUACCUAUGUUUUAACCUUAAGGCAUUAUGUAGUGAACCAGAAAUUCAAUUGUGAAACCUGCUACUUUGGCAGAGUGUACGAUGUUAUUGAGCGUUAAGCUGAUAUUUGGAUUCUAAAACAUCUUUGUUAUCGUAAUGAGCACUCUAUUACGAUUCUGUACCUUGUUUACCCUGUUCCGUCUUUUUCUAAAUUAUGUCAUUUUAUUUACACUUUUCAGUAGAAAAAUCAAAUGUUACUUGAGAGACGUUCACCUUUCUGUGUUCUCUUAGAAUUUCCCUUUUAAAGUUACUAUAAAUUAGCUUUGCCUAAUAUACGAAGCGCUUCCGUGACUUCCGCCGCUUCAAUAAAAUCACUGAACUAGAAAUAAUCUAUUUAUACGUAGACUCAAUCUCUGAACGCCGCUAUGCCUUUGCAAGAUACUAUCUAGAAGCCGGUUUCAGAUCCAAAGUGAAAGCACGUACGUGAACUGUAUUGUAUUCUAUAUUUUAACAGAAAGCGCGCAUAGAAUGGAACAGCGCUAAGACACGGAAGACAUCUAUGAUACCAAAGAAGAACAUAUAAAAAAACAUUUGACGGUAGGAACUAUAACUUCAAAUCGUUUUUAAGUGAUUUCAGAAUUACUCGGCAUAAUUAAUAUUUCAAAAAAUCUUCAUGCGAUUUUGAUGUAAAAUAUCGGUAAGUACGCCGCACCUUUUGGGCGGGUACCUGCCUGUUUCGCCUUCCUUGGCAAUCUGCUCCACUAACGCGUAUUAAUGAAGCUGAACACUGUCUCUCAGAAGACUUGGCUUGUUACAACCGUCUGUAUUUAAUUCCAUCAGGCACUAUAAGAGUAAACAUUGAAAAAAAACUGUUCCAGUCAAGCACAUAUUUACAAAUUAUUGUACUAUUUGAUCCCCACUCCGUACAAAGUCACAGAUAUGCUCGCUCUAAUGCUCGCUAGAGAAGAAAAUGCCCUUAUUAGAAUAGGAAGCAACGUUAUUUUUAUGUGUUUAAAUUGCAUAAGGUUUGACUCCUAGAUUUUUCAAACGUUUUUAAUUAUAAUACAGAUUUUAAUUAAGUUUCGAUAAGUUCGGUUUCUGCCCGAUUAAUAUUGCUGAACUCUGGUGAAAUCAUUAGUAUCACGCACAUUUAUUCUGCAAUUUGGACCACUGUGUGAUGACACAGAGAGGUAGCGAAACUAAUUACUCGCAAAGACUCAAAUAACUGAAAAUAGCAUUUUUCCAAGUUGAGUUAUAACAGCGUUAAAUAACCGUCGCCAAUUUUGAAGAAAACGAAAUAUUAGUAUACGAAAUAUUAUUUUAUUAACAUUUCCCCAAUUUUAAUUUAAUCUGUUCAUACAGAAAUUUGGCCUUCUCUAAAAGAGAGGCAGCGUGCUCAGCAUGUCCACGUUUUCCCGCCAUUUGAUAAUUCGAAAAUCGCUCUCAGUGCACCCUGGUGUCACUAUAUACUAGUCAUCUGUUCGAAGAUUAUGCAAUGCCUUGGGGUUGACCUUGUAGCUAUGUAAUGCCUCGAAGUUAAGUGUUUACCACCAGUGUUAAGUAGGGAAUUGUAUAACCGGUGCAUCUUGCAGCUUAGGGUAAUAAAUCACACAAAAAAGUUAAAUCACCGUUACGAUUAAGUUUAUUUUUCAAGCGAAUCUAUUGAGUGUACGCAGGAUGGUCGUAGGUGACAGUUUUCUAGUAAUUGGUGUGAGUGGAACAACCAAUGCUGGGAAGACAACCCUGGUAGAACGACUUCGGCACGAAUUACCGGAAGCGCGCUUUUUACGCCAGGACACGUUUUUCAUUAGUGAAGAUGACCCAAGACACCAAUGGCUUGAAACCGAUACUUUUCGGCAUCAGAACUGGGAACUGCCGUCCGCAAUAAAUUUUAACUUGUUCAAAAAAGAGGUUCGAUUGCUUACCGCAUCUGCAAGCGGUCUACCUUAUCGUAUUCUCCUACUCGAGGGUCAUCUGCUCUUCUCCGAUCCUGAGCUCGUCGUGUGGUGCGACAAAAAAUACUUCCUAACUCUUUCUAAGGAACAGUGCAGAGAACGACGAAACAGACGUACAUAUCAGCCUUCGGAUCCACCUGGAUAUUUCGAUGCAUGCAUUUAUCCGGAAUACUUAAAUUACUUAUCUUAUGUUCAAGAAAACGUAAAAGAUGUUGCUUACCUAGACGGAGCCAACCCACAGGAAAUGAUUUUUCAAAAAAUUUUUAACGAUAUUAAAAACUUAAUAGCCGCGCAAAACUUUUUUAAAACCUUAACCGUUGGCGAUGCCAGUUUUAGCUAAUAAAAUUAGCAGAUGCAAAUCA
Varroa destructor (honeybee mite) is the source of this 2355-nucleotide messenger RNA. RefSeq names its product nicotinamide riboside kinase 1. The record is from RefSeq and is a predicted model, not a curated record. Lineage: Eukaryota; Metazoa; Arthropoda; Arachnida; Mesostigmata; Varroidae.